AUGUAUGCUGACGAUCAGUCAUCCAGUGGUGAAAAUUAUAUUGAUCAUUCUGGAAGUUUCAUAAACUAUUCCAUUUUCAUCAUUAGUCAUAUUGAUCGAUUGAAGCCUAUCACUUUAGUAUCUGAUUGCCAUUUUGAAAAAAAAACAAUUUUCUUUUUAUUAUUUCGAUUUGAAGAGGUCACUGAAGAAAAAUCUAUUGAAGAUUUAAUAGAAGAAACCAUAGGCAAGUUGAAUGAGUUAGGAAAGAAAAUUCGAAAAUCUAUGAUCCAGUUAAAAGUAAACAGAGGACGAAUUAAUGGAAUGAUACAACUACACCAGAAAAAAAAUCGAAUCGAUUCAUAUACGCAUUGUGUUAGUAAAAUGUACGAAUUUAAAAAAGAAACAGGGCUAUUAGGAGACUACAAUUUCAACAAAUCUAAUACUCUGUUAGCUUGUUUCCGUCAAAAAAACAACGCUAAGAAAGUUGACAACAGUUUGCACAAUACAUUUAUAGAAGAGAAAAUUUCACAUGUUCGUAAUUAUAGUGUGCAUUUCUUUGAAUAUCAAGUACUUGUAGAAGUCGCUAGACAAAUGAACAUAACAAAGUAUCCAAACUAUCUACCAAUGAAAUAAAAUGAAACUUUAACAGUACUGCUGUCCUCAUUUUCGCCUUUUCG
Messenger RNA from Schistosoma turkestanicum, 656 nucleotides. The record is from the annotation of a GenBank genome assembly. NCBI's taxonomy places the organism in Eukaryota, Metazoa, Platyhelminthes, Trematoda, Strigeidida, Schistosomatidae.